AUGGGAAAAUUUGAUGUUUCACUUAUCCGAUAUUUAUCAGGAGAAGAUUAUCGAGUCUUAACAGCGAUCGAAAUGGGCAUGCGCAAUCAUGAAUUAGUUCCAUUACAAUUACUAUGUGUCAUAGCAUCACUUAAACAUGGUGGUUGUCAUAAAAUUUUACGUGAAUUAGUUCGUCAUAAAUUAGUCGCAUAUGAUGCAACAGCAAGAAGAAAAUCUGCUAACAAUGAAGGUUAUCGUUUAACCAAUCUUGGAUACGAUUAUUUAGCACUGAAAGCACUCGCUUCAAGAGAUGUUAUAAAUUCUGUCGGCAAUCAAAUUGGUGUUGGAAAAGAAUCAGAUGUUUAUAUUGUUGCAAAUGAAGAGAAUGAACAAAUGAUUUUAAAAUUACAUCGUCUAGGCCGAACAUGCUUUCGACAGUUAAAAAACAAACGUGAUUAUCUUAAACAUAGACAAGGAUAUAAUUGGUUAUAUCUUGCAAGACUUGCUGCACUCAAAGAAUUCGCUUUCAUUAAAGCUCUAUAUGAACAUAAAUUUCCUGUACCAAAACCAAUUGACCUCAAUCGACAUUGUGUUGUUAUGGAAUUAAUCGAUGGUUAUCCUUUAUGUAACGUCAAGAACAUUGAUAAACCAGGCAAAAUUUAUGACGAAUUAAUGUCAAUGAUAGUUAAUCUUGCAUCCUACGGACUUAUUCAUUCAGAUUUUAAUGAAUUUAAUUUAAUGAUAAAUGAUGAUGGUCGUAUAACAAUGAUUGAUUUUCCACAAAUGGUUUCAAUAUCGCAUUUAAAUGCUGAUUAUUAUUUUGAUCGUGAUGUUCAAUGUGUUCGAGAUUUUUUUCGACGUCGAUUUAAUUUUGAAAGUGAUCACUAUCCUAAAUUUGCUGAAAUUAUACGUUUGCAUUCACUCGACAAUGACGUACGAGCAAGUGGAUUUUCAAAAGAAUUAGAAAAACAAUUCGAACAAGUAUCAGAAACGAUUGGUCUAAGACAGGAUGGUGAUAAUGAUAACCAAGCAAUUGAAGAAGAAGAGGAAGAAGAAGACGAAGAUGAGGAAGAAGAGCUGGAUGAGGAGCCAGCAUCAUCUAUUCCUAAAAAUGAUGAAAUCAAUAAAUUAACAGAAAUUAUUACUUCCAAUCACCUGUUAAUAUCACCUACUGUUGAUGAAUUGAACGAGAACGAAAAUCGUUUAUAUAAACCAUUUCAUGAUGAUAAUAAAGGAGAACCAGAAGAAAAUGAUAAGGAUGAUAUUCAAUCAGUAACAUCAACAUCAAGAAAAUUAUCCAAAUUAUCAAUCGAUAAAGACUAUGUACGAGCAAAAGUAAAACAAACCUUACAGAAGAAAUUAAAACAACAACAUCGUCGUUUAUGUACUAAAGGUGAAGCCGCUUUAGUAACAGCACAAAAACGUGAUCAUCAAGACACCAUUCAGUUACAUCUUGAAUAG
Molecule: messenger RNA, 1440 nt
Organism: Rotaria socialis
Lineage: Eukaryota; Metazoa; Rotifera; Eurotatoria; Philodinida; Philodinidae
Source: the annotation of a GenBank genome assembly